GCGACAUCAGCGACGAGUCUUUCGGAUGCGGGGCCUAGGAUUAUCCGCCAAUAUCAAUAAGCGACAUCACCGCAGAUGAUGCCUUCGGCUGCGGGGGCCAGGAUUUUCAACCAAUAUCAAUAAGCGACAUCAGCGACGAGUCUAUCGGCUGCGGGGACCAGGAUUAUCCGCCAAUGUCAAUAAGCGACAUCACCGCAGGUGAUGCCUUCGGUCGCAGGGGCCAGGAUUAUCCGCUAAUAUCAAUAAGCGACAUCACCGCAGGUGAUGCCUUCGGCUGCAGGGGCCAGGAUUAUCCGCCAAUAUUAAUAAGCGACAUCACCGCAGGUGAUGCCUUCGGCUGCGGGGGCCAGGAUUUUCAACCAAUAUCAAUAAGCGACAUCACUGCAGGUGAUGCCUUCGGCUGCGGGGGCCAGGAUUUUCAACCAAUAUCAAUAAGCGACAUCACCGCAGGUGAUGCCUUCGGCUGUAGGGGCCAGGAUUAUCCGCCAAUAUCAAUAAGCGACAUCACCGCCGGUGAUGCCUUCGGCUGCGUAGGCCAGCAUCGCAGGCCUCCACCGGCCGCCCGCUUCCCCAUCCCAUAACCUCCAUAAGAAAAUACAUGGAAUUUUGUCACAGUAUGAAGGUAGCCUAUCUACUACCUACUUUUGGUAUCAAAACAUGAAGAGAACCUUCACCUAAGUCUGUCAAUACGUCAAGGGUUCAUUUUCUAAAAAUUGUAAUGGUUGUCAAUU
Molecule: messenger RNA, 731 nt
Organism: Anoplophora glabripennis (Asian longhorned beetle)
Lineage: Eukaryota; Metazoa; Arthropoda; Insecta; Coleoptera; Cerambycidae
Exons: 9
Coding region: 174-581 (135 amino acids)
Source: RefSeq, a predicted model, not a curated record